UUCAGAUCUUGUGAAUAGGAAGAUCUCUGGAUAUAUAUUGACCCAUUUUGCAGCUGGAUUAGAGAAAAAAGAGAAGAUGGAGGGACAACACCCAGCAGAUGUAGGAACUGGAAAAGGCCCUCUUGCUUGGAGCUGUGGGAAGAAUGGGUCACGUUUUAGGCAGAAGAUCCAGGAAGUGGGAACUAACGCUUUAGAGGUCCACUGCUGUCACCUCAGCAAAGUACAGUUCCAGAAGGUGACUGGGCCCCGAGAUGUUUGCAGUCACCUCCACCGCCUUUGCCUUCAGUGGCUGCAGCCAGAGAGACACACGAAGGCUCAGAUGUUGGACCUGGUUCUCCUGGAGCAGUUCCUGGCUGUCCUUCCCCCAGAGAUGGAGAAAUGGGUACGGGAGUGUGGCGCAGAGACGAGUUCCCAGGUGGUGGCCCUGGCCGAAGGGUUCCUGCUGAGCCAGGAGGAGGAAAAGAUGCAAGAAAAGUUGCAGAUAUCCUUGGAAGCAGCCACUGAGUAUGUCAAGGGAAGGGAAGAAUCCAAACUCUCUCAAGAGCUACUGAUUGGGGAGAUCUUUCAGAAAGAUCAAAAUCAGGAUACCAUGUCAGAGAACCAAAAGCACUCCUUGAUGUUUUUCGAAUCACUUCCUCUUUGGGAUGUAGCUGAAAGAGCAACUGCACCUCGGCCUCAGGAUCUUGUGACUUUUGAGGAAGUGGCUGUGUAUUUUUCUGAGGAAGAGUGGUGUCAGCUGGAUCCUGACCAAAAAGCUCUCCAUGGGGAGGUCAUGCUGGAGAAUUCUAGGAAUCUGGCUUCCCUAGACCUUAAACAAGCGAUGUCAUUCUGA
Protobothrops mucrosquamatus (brown spotted pit viper) is the source of this 832-nucleotide messenger RNA. RefSeq names its product zinc finger protein 75D-like. The transcript is spliced from 5 exons. The record is from RefSeq and is a predicted model, not a curated record. The coding region runs from base 77 to 832 and encodes 251 amino acids. Gene Ontology annotation, biological process: regulation of DNA-templated transcription. Lineage: Eukaryota; Metazoa; Chordata; Lepidosauria; Squamata; Viperidae.